CAACCACCCCAAAUUAAAAAGAUGAGGGGAAAUUUCCAGGGAAAUCAGCUUCCCACCCCCCUCGAACUCUCAGGCCUCCCUACAUCUCCCCCUGCUCCUAGUCAGGUUGACCUGAUUGGACUGGGGGUACUAAACUUUCCUGAACAGAAAAGAGCCAGGCAAGGAGGCAGGAGGGACAGAGUGAGCAGAGGAGGCGACAGGGCAGGACAGAGAGGAGAAAGAGAACCGGGGCAAAGUGAAGGUAAGGAGGUGCAGAGAGGAAUGAAAGAGAGGUGGGCAGCACUCGGACGUUCAGACAGAGGGAACCGCCCCGGGAUGAGGUUAGGGUCCCGGGGCCAAAGAAUAGCAGCCCCCGGGAGGCGGGCGGGGUGCAGUCGGAAGCGGGCUGACUCCUACCCCCGCCGCCGCCGGCUGCUUCUGCUAGAGGGGUUGGGGGGGAGAGCGGGUGGGUCCCCCCGCACGACGGCCCCCGCAGGGCUCAAGGCUGCUCCGUCUCCCCCCCUCCCCCCCACCCGGCUUCCGUCCCCGCGGCCGCUUUCUCCUCAGUCGCUGCGGCCGCGUUCUGCUCAGCCGCCGCCUCCUCAGCCGCCGGUACCGCCGCGGCCGGACUCACCUCCCCUAGCAAAGCCGGAUAGAGCGGAGCCAGCGGCGGACACGCGCAACCAGCCGCCAAGGCCCCGCCCCCGCCUCACACUGACCGGCUGCCCUAGCCAAUCCACGCCCACCUGUCCGCAUCCGCCUCCAAUCCUGGGCCGGGAGCUUCAGACAGGCGCACUGUUCGGCCAGUGGCAACAAGGUGCGCAGGAAGCUGCGUGCUGAUCCCGCCUGCAAGAGCUGGAAGAGAGGGUGGAAUGAAAGAACCAAUAAUGAGCUGGGGACCAAGAACAGAGCAACCAAUCCUUGGCUUCAAGAUGAAGGGGGCUGGGACUGGGGCCAGAUAGAUACUUGAUUUGACAAAUGGAAGGAAAGAUUGAUCUCAGUCCCACCUUUCAGAUCUCCUAUAGGUCAGGAUUGUGGAGAAUUCGCUGUCAUAUCAGCG
Molecule: messenger RNA, 1039 nt
Organism: Hipposideros armiger (great roundleaf bat)
Lineage: Eukaryota; Metazoa; Chordata; Mammalia; Chiroptera; Hipposideridae
Product: formin-like protein 16
Exons: 2
Coding region: 22-819 (265 amino acids)
Source: RefSeq, a predicted model, not a curated record